CCGAAGAACAACUACCAUUAUUUUUCGGUGCGUCUUUUGUAAGUAUCAAGUCAGUAAAACAAGAGUAGUUUAAAGGAGCAAUAGCGUGUGCAAUGAGUCAAAGUAUUUGGACAAUUUUAAUGCCGCUUCUAAUAAUCAGUUAUGUUUUCGGCAUAAGGGUCGCCACUUUACCUAUAGGUUAUGCAAGACUACGGUUUCGUUUCUUAUAUAUGCUAAUAGUUUGGGUGAUUUAUUAUUUUCUCUCAAUAUCAGUAUUAAUACCUAAUUUAAUUAAAUUUUAUCCCACCGAGUUCUACUUUGGCUAUGCGCUGGAAAUGUUUGUAACAUUGCUGUCAAUCGUAUUUGGGAUAUACUAUAAUGAGAAAUUUCAAAGCUGUUUGAAAAAACUCGAUAUUGUCGACAAGACACUGUUUAAACUCGGAACAGUGACAGAUUAUGACAAGCUACACACGAAAACAUUGUGGCUCAUCUUAGGAUGGUCCAUAACAGUUAUAUUACUCAAUUGCAGUUCAGCGUUAUAUAUUGAGUCUGAAUAUGAUUGUGGAAUUGUAACAGCUAUUCUUAUUAUCUUUUUAUUAAAUCAUAUUUUUCAUAUUGGUGUAAUUAGUGAUUUGAUUAUUGCAAGUGUCCUUGGAUACAUAGGAGUAAAGUUUGAUCAAGUCAAUGAAGAACUUCAGGAUUUAAUAAAAAAUAAUACGUGUAGCAUAAAACAGACUUCGGCAAAUUCCAUGAUACAUUCACAUCAACGGAGAUUUUUUAAAGUUCUAAACAGUAAAUGCAUCAUAUGGAUAGUAAUGUAA
Vollenhovia emeryi is the source of this 800-nucleotide messenger RNA. RefSeq lists its product as uncharacterized. The transcript is spliced from 3 exons. The record is from RefSeq and is a predicted model, not a curated record. Lineage: Eukaryota; Metazoa; Arthropoda; Insecta; Hymenoptera; Formicidae. Bases 93 to 800 code for a protein of 235 amino acids.